This is a messenger RNA of Linum tenue, 1281 nucleotides long. The record is from the annotation of a GenBank genome assembly. NCBI's taxonomy places the organism in Eukaryota, Viridiplantae, Streptophyta, Magnoliopsida, Malpighiales, Linaceae.
AUGGCGAGUGAAGCAACAGGAGGAGGAGGGAUGAGAGGGAGGAAGAGGUUUGUGGGAGUGAGGCAAAGGCCAUCCGGGAGAUGGGUUGCAGAGAUCAAAGACACAAUUCAGAAGAUCAGGGUAUGGUUAGGUACCUUCGACACGGCAGAAGAAGCUGCAAGAGCUUACGAUGAAGCCGCCUGCUUACUUCGUGGUGCUAACACGAGGACCAACUUCUGGCCUUCUGCUGAUCCCCAUCAUAAUCACCACUCUUCUACCUCAUCUUCAUCACCACCAUCACAGCCUCCUGCAUUGCCUUCCAGGAUCACCAACCUUCUUCUCAAGCGCCUCAAUGCUCGAAACACCAGCCGUCAUCUCUCUUCCUCCUCCUCCUCCUCCUCUUCCAUGGUCGUCAACAAGCAGCAGCAGAAGAAUCAGCAACAAUACGUCAUUAGAGGAACACAAGAAGGUCAGGUCGAUGAAGACGAUGAAGAAGAAGCAGCCUCUACCGAAAUCACAGGUUUCUCCAACCAUUUCACAAACGCCAACCCCAUCACCAGCAUUGGGAUAACCACAACAACCAAACAUCCUUACGUGGAAGCAAGCAUUGCUGAGUCAACAUUAUGUAUGAGCGGUGAUCGAAAGGAUGAUUUUUGCUAUGAUAUUGCGGAUGACAGAUCAACAGCAGCAGCAGCAGUAACAGGAUGGGAUUCAGGCAAUUGUUAUGAUAGUAACUUUUACCAGCCAUUCGAUUCCAAUGCAGUACUACAGCAACAUGUAGGUGAUCAGGGUGGUGAUCUGGAUUUGGAUUUCAAUUUCGUCAACGACCUUGGAGCACCCUCCGGCGUUGCAGCAGCUCACUACUCUCCGUUCGAGAUCGCUCAAGAGAUUCAGGAGGAGCCUGUGCUGGAACCAUAUCAUCAGAGCAACAACAAUGGCAUUGAUAAUGAUGACGACGAGCCAUCGAUGCAGCUAAGAGCAGCAAUGAAGCGGAUGAAGUACGAGAGGAAGUUCUCGGCUUCUCUGUAUGCUUUCCAUGGGAUCCCAGAGUGCUUGAGGCUGCAGCUUAGUGGGUCGGCAGUAUCAUCUCCGUCUGAACAUUUAUCCAAUCUACAGAAUGUCUGCAGAAGGAACAACAGAGUACAGAGUCAGGAAAUAGAGCAGAGGGUAUUGGCCAAAGAAGAUAAAGAUGAAAGCUUUGUUAUGGUAGAUAAACAGCAGCAGAACCCACAAAGCACCACAGGUGAAGAAUCAACGCUAUGGAGCUCUCUUGAUCUGCCACCAAUCUGCUUCGUCUCAUAA